CCAAAACAAAAGGAAUAAAAGUUCAACUCCGUGGGGAGGUCUGUCUUUAUACCUCAGAAUUUCCUAGGACCGGUUCGGGCUGUCUGGGAUAAAUGAUCACUUCAACCAGGCGAGUGUCUCCUGACACAUCUGAAGUUAGAAUCGCCUUCAGCCUUGACCAAGACUCAGAGUUAAAAGAUGUGGAGGAGUCAACGCCGUCUUUCCCUGAUCUGGAACACAGACUGCAGCCGGUGUCUCCCUGCUCCUCUCUGAGAGAGUCAGUCCAGGUUCACAGGGACCACUGUAGGAUGGCCAUGGAGUUCCACCAGGUCAACCACCAGAUCUCGCUGCUCGAGGACCGCAAGCGUGAGCUGCUGGCAGAGCUGGCGGGGGACGAGUUUGUUGCCGUGGAAAUGGCCUGUCUGGAGGAUGAGUUCCGUGUCCUGUCGGAGGAGAACGCCACGCUGCUCAACGUCCACACUGAGCGAGCUCAGCAACUGGAGACGCUCAGCUCCACCAAUCGGAAUCGGACAAGCCGGGACAGCUCCUCCACGGGACCCCCUUGAACUCGACCCCGAGAGACGAUGACCUCGCUCGAGACCUUCAAACCGACGCUACGGCCCGUAUUCCAAAAGUGCUGAUCUAGGAUCAGUUCCCCUCUGUUCAUACAUUCAUAUUUAUUAAGAUCUAAAAAUGCCAAACUGAUCCUAAAUCAGCACUCUUGCUCUGAGCCUCAACUUGGAUAUGGGUCCCUGAAAACAUUUUCUACCGAUAGCUGUCAAAUCCUUGGUUCCUCUGUCCUUGUUUCCUUAUCUCCUUUUCUAAGAGCGUUUUGUUUCCUUAUCUCCUUUUCUAAGAGCAAAGGAGAAGAGGAUACCAGGUCCCUCGUUUGGGACCUUCUCUUCCAAUGCACUUUGACCUUCUCUUCCAAUGCACUUUGACCUUCUCUUCCAAUGCACUUUGAGAGGAACUUACGGACCAGGGUUUGGAGCCAAUUCUAUUUAAAUUCCAACGAUGGGUUUCUGAUUUCUAAACUUUAAAAAAAUAUAUUGUUAAUCAUCAGUUAUACUAGAAACACGAGGAGUGUCAUAGUCUGGUUUCUACACCAGAAGUUAAUGGGUGUCUGUAGGAGUAAUGUAUAAGGUUGGGGUCAAGAAAGGUUAAAUAGGAGCCAGGGGGCUUUAGGAGGUGCUGAGUAGAGGAGAGGCAAUUGCAUGAUUAUGGCGGAGAGCUGUGGAUUAGUAAGGAAUGUAGAGGUCAGGUCAGGUCACAUUAAGGGAGAAGGAACUGUGCGUUGCCCGCAUGACUUUACUUCCCGUCUAGAAUAAAGAUGUUUAGAGAGAAGCAGGAGACUUUGUCUUAUGCAGCUGCAUUGACCCAACGGGUGAAUAAACUUGGUUUAAGUUUGACUAAUCGUCUGUGAGUUUUACUAUCUAACUGGAGUCGAUUCAGGAAGUACAUCUCGAAUUCCUCUUCGUUGCGUUUCAAUGAGUGGAAUUUGGUUUUCUUUCUCAAUUGACCGGAACUCAAAUGGAAUUAACCCUGCUAAGGAAACAAGGACAGAGGAAGCAAGGACUGAGUAGUAGUAGUAGUAGCAGUAGUAGUAGUAGUAGCAGUAGUAGUAGUAGCAGUAGUAGUAGUAGUAGUAGCAGUAGUAGCAGUAGUAGUAGUAGUAGUAGUAGUAGUAGUAGCAGUAGCAGUAGUAGUAGCAGUAGUAGGAGCAGUAGUAGUAGGAGCAGUAGUAGUAGUAGUAGUAGUAGUAGUAGUAGUAGGCUCUGUGAGUCUCUGGGCUUGUGGAGACAUACAGGUGGUGUGAUGUGGUCCAAAAUGUUUUCAGGGGGGGCUUCCCCGCUCUCUCUCCCCCCCCCUUUCCUCUCCUCUCCCCUCCAUGGAUCUAAAGGAUCCCCUCAGUUCCCCAGGUUCAUACUAUACCACCCAGGAUCAACUCUGAGUUGAUGAUUCUGGAUGAGGUAGAAAUGCAAGACACUGUAAGACAUAUGGAUGUUGUGGAGAGAACUCAAUAGAUAUUCUGUAGUGAAAUAAUGGUAACGUUGACAAAAUAAAUCAAUUGUAUUUGUUAAUAAAAGAAGGAGUGGGUUUGUGAGAAUGACAAUGUUUUU
Oncorhynchus keta (chum salmon) is the source of this 2099-nucleotide messenger RNA. RefSeq names its product map3k7 C-terminal like (gene map3k7cl). Gene Ontology annotation, cellular component: nucleus; cytosol. The transcript is spliced from 5 exons. Lineage: Eukaryota; Metazoa; Chordata; Actinopteri; Salmoniformes; Salmonidae. The record is from RefSeq and is a predicted model, not a curated record. The coding region runs from base 93 to 545 and encodes 150 amino acids.